Pipistrellus kuhlii (Kuhl's pipistrelle) is the source of this 1649-nucleotide messenger RNA. RefSeq names its product chitinase 3 like 1 (gene CHI3L1). The record is from RefSeq and is a predicted model, not a curated record. Gene Ontology annotation, molecular function: chitin binding. The transcript has 10 exons. Gene Ontology annotation, biological process: chitin catabolic process; carbohydrate metabolic process. NCBI's taxonomy places the organism in Eukaryota, Metazoa, Chordata, Mammalia, Chiroptera, Vespertilionidae. Gene Ontology annotation, cellular component: extracellular region. Bases 6 to 1271 code for a protein of 421 amino acids.
AUGGGAUGGUUUGGGGCCCAGGGGGGUGGAGGGACAGGUAUAAAAGGAAGUGUGAGGCCCCAGCUGGUCACAGGAGCACAGCAAGAGGCCACACCAUGCCGCUCUCUGCUGCGGCCAGGAUGGGGCUGAGGGUGGCUCAGACAGGCUUUGUGGUCCUGCUGGUGGUGCAGAGCUGUGCCACCUACAAGCUGGUCUGCUACUACACCAGCUGGUCCCAGUACCGAGAGGGCGCCGCGAGCUGCUUCCCGGACGCCAUAGACCCGUUCCUCUGCACCCACAUCAUCUACAGCUUCGCCAACAUCAGCAACGACGAGAUCGACACCUGGGAGUGGAACGACGUGACGCUCUACGACACGCUGAACGCACUCAAGACCAGGAACCCCAACCUGAAGACCCUCCUGUCCGUGGGAGGAUGGAGCUUCGGUUCUGAAAGAUUUUCCAAAAUAGCCUCCAACGCCCAGAGUCGCAGGACGUUCAUCAAGUCGGUGCCACCGUUCCUCCGGGCCCACGGCUUCGACGGGCUGGACCUGGCCUGGCUCUACCCGGGCAGAAGGGACAAGCGGCAUCUCACCUCUCUGGUCAAGGAAAUGAAGGCCGAGUUUGUAAAGGAAGCCCAGAAGGAAUCUCAGCCGCUGCUCCUGAGCGCCGCGGUGUCCGCCGGGAAGGUGGCCCUGGACAGAGGCUACGACAUGGCCCAGCUGGCCCAGCACCUGGACUUCAUCAGCCUCAUGACCUACGACUUCCACGGGGCCUGGCGCCAGAGCACGGGACACCACAGCCCCCUGUUCCGAGGCCAGGAGAUGGCCAGUUCUGACAGAUACAGCAACGUUGACUAUGCCGUGAGCUACGUGCUCAGGCUGGGGGUGCCGGCCGAGAAGCUGCUCAUGGGCAUCCCCACCUUCGGAAGGAGCUUCACGCUGGCCUCUGCCCAGAUCGGCGUGGGCGCCCCCUGCUCGGGGCCCGGGCUGCCCGGCCAGUUCACCAAGGAGGACGGGACCCUGGCUUACUAUGAGAUCUGCGGCUUCCUCCAUGGAGCCACCGUGCACCAGCUCCUUGACCAGCGGGUGCCCUACGCCACCAAGGGCAACCAGUGGCUGGGGUACGAUGACCGGGAGAGCGUCAGAACCAAGGUGCAGUACCUGAAGAACCGGCGGCUGGCCGGCGCCAUGGUGUGGGCCCUGGACCUGGACGACUUCCGGGGCACCUUCUGCGGCCAGAGCCUGCCGUUCCCUCUCACCAGCGCCGUCAAGGAAGCCCUGGCCGCCGCCUAGCGCUCCGUCCAGCACGCGCUGGGCAGGCAGGGCACCCGGGGUCUUGCUGCUCAGGAGCUGGUCAACUCAGGCUCCUUCCCGGGCCCUGCAGAGGGGCCAGCUCUGAGCUCAGCCCUCCGCUUUGUGUACAUGCAGGGGUUGGGGAGGGGAUGUGGGCAGAGAGGAUCCCACGGGGUCAGGCAGGGACAGCGCACAUGCUGAGGAGUGAAAACGCUGCCCCUCCCCGGCCUCCUCGACAGCACGGCCGUCAAGCAGGAAGCAGUGACCACACAAGGCACAGCCCCCGCACGGCCCGGCUUCAACCUUCCCCAGGAGCCUCCCCGUGCCUCCCGCCCAGCUCCCGUCGCUCAAUAAAGCUCCACAGCAUCUGCGUUGGCA